AUGAAAAAGCAUAUUUUAUAGGUUCUUUUAAUCUUUUUAGUCCUUACAGUAAGAUUUUAAUGCUAGCAUACAGAAAAAGAAGAAGAAAUUACUGAUAAUACUUAGAAUCAUAGCUCUUAAGAUAGUCCUUAGGACAUUUCAGAAGGAGAAAUCGAUACAAGAAAUUCAGAUUAAGAUUAAAAUUAUAAUUAAGGAGAUUUUAUUGAUGAAAAAUAAGAAAACUAAGGAACACAAUAAGCUUCUAAUGAAUAUAUCUCACAAGAAAUACUCACAAAUCAAGAGGAUGAAGUACAUAUUGAUAUAGAUAUGUAUUAAAAUGACUAGAAGGCUCACGAUUAGAUAAAUUAGUAAAAGCAAGAAAAUCAACAAAAAAUCGACAUUAUAGCAUUAGAAAUUUAAUAAUUGUAAAGCCUAAUUGAAUUGCACAAAUCGAAGCUAACUCUUCUUUCAAAUUUAAGAGAAAACAUGAUAAAAAAUAAUGUCACAUUUUAGGAAUUCAACACUACUUAAUUGAAGAAAAAGGUUUAGCCAAAUCAAAAUGUUGUAAAUAAUAAAUAAGAUCCUACAGCUGAAUAAAAAGAAGAGAGUAUUUCAUCUAAAAUAAAUAACAUUUACAUGACAAACACUUAAAAAAUGAAGCUAAAACCUUAAAAGCUGAUUGAAUUCUAAUAAUAUACUUUUUCCAAUAGAGUGGACAAAAAAUUAACAGUAAAAUGCCCUCAGAAAAUUAGGAAAUUAAAAAAUUUGCAAACUUUCUAGUAUCAAACAAAUAAUGGAAUCAAAGCAAAUUUAAUGAUGGUUUCAUUGACUAUUGAUUCUACUAUUUUAGUUCAUGAUUUUUCUGGAGAAUUAGCUACCGAUCCUUAUACUCCUGGGCAUUAGAUACAUUUAAUAGCAUUAUCUUAAAGAUCAGAUGACGUAUUUGUGGCCACUAUAGGUGAUGAUUAAAAUUUAAGAAUGGCUAGAAUAGAUAAUCAAAAAGUUAAAUCUUAAUUUGCUGAAGGAAAUAAUUAGUUUAGAUACAAAAUAAAGACAGAUCUUUUCUUUCCAUUAAACUCUUUUUCAAGUACUAUUGACAUAUCUAAAUAAGUCACAUCUUUUGAGUAUCUUUAAUUUUAGAGCUUCAAGAUCUUUUUACUAGGUGAUUAUGAAGGAAAUUUACAUAUGUAUUACAAGAACGGUACUUUCAUCUCAAAAGAGUCUCUCAGUUCUCAAAACUUGCCUAUCUUGUCUUUGUAAAAAAUGAAUGCACCUAGUAUAUUAUAUUACACUGAUAAAGAAAUUGGUUUUUUUAACUUAAAUACUUUAUAAAAAUUCCCUUUUUCUUGCUAACUGGAUGACUAUGAAAUAUUAAAAGUCAAGCUUGAUCCAUAUAUUUCAAGCAUUUUAUAUGUUUUGACAAAGCAGCAACAGUUACUUGCUUAUGAAUAUAAAGUAAUGGAAUAGUUUUGUAAGUUAAAAGAGGUUUUUGAUUUUGAAACUUAAAUUCAAGUAGAAGAAGAUGAGCAAUUUAAUAUAAAUAAAUAGCCUGCUUAUUAUAAUUAGCUUGUUCCUAUUAAAAAUUUUGUCGUUCUUGUAAGUUAUUAAGCAAAUAAAAUCAGAGUUUUAAAUACAACUGAUAUUUUUGUUGACGGGAUAUAAGAUGGUUUUGAUUUUAAUCAUUUAAAGCUAUUUGAAAAUCUUAAUACAACAACAGAUGAUAGCAUAUAGUUUAUUUAUCAGUAAAAGAUCUAUCAAGGAAAUUAUAUUGUAGCAGGAUAUUAUCACAAUAAAGGAGAAAGUACUACUUAUUCUCUUUAUGAAAUUAUAGCACCGUUAAGCAAGGAGUAUGAUUAUCUAUCAUAUAUUCGUGGACCAUUGAUUAUCACUGUCAUUAUUGGAAUAAUUAGCUUUUAAAUUUACAAGAAUUACUAAAAAAAGAAAAUGUAUAAGAACAACAAAAAUGAUUACUCCAAUUUUAAAAAAGAUCUUGAUAUUUCUUAAAAGUUUAAAAAGAGUAAUGGUGCUAAAAAUUCUGAUAAUAAUAAUAAUCAGUAAAUAAAUUAAUACAAAGAUAAAAUAAGCUAAUUAGAAGAAAGUACAAGCUAAUUACUUAAAAACACUUAGAAGCUAGAAUAAAAAUAGCCUUCAAUUUAAAAACGUAAAAAUUACGAUGAUGUUGAAGAUGAUGACUUUGAUUUUAGAAAUUUUAACUAAAAAAAUAAAUAUGAAAAUGAUAAAUAGAAAAAUAAUAAUAAUUAUAAGUAUAAUCAAAUCGAAGAUGAAGACGAUGAUGACUAAAUUGAUUAAUAUGACUGA
Tetrahymena thermophila SB210 is the source of this 2298-nucleotide messenger RNA. Its product is annotated as transmembrane protein, putative. Gene Ontology annotation, molecular function: protein binding. The record is from RefSeq and is a predicted model, not a curated record. NCBI's taxonomy places the organism in Eukaryota, Ciliophora, Oligohymenophorea, Hymenostomatida, Tetrahymenidae. The transcript has 7 exons.